CAGCAUCUUGCAUCCCACAGAGUUCACCCGAACACUUCAAAGAAUCAGCCAUGAGCAACAUGCCUGCUGAUAACUCCAUGACGGAGUUACAGCUGCUGGAUGCUGACACCGCCACCGGCCGGUCGGAGAGGGCUAAAUGGCUGCUCACUUCUCCUGACCCGCCAGCCCCAUGGCAUCAACUCUUCAGCUCCAUAAAGCAGACUCUUCUGCCUCAACCAAAACCCAAGCAGCCUCGGCCGAAUCGAUCCUUUCUCUUCAUGCAAACCCUCUUUCCAAUCCUUAAAUGGGGAAAGAAUUACAAAGCUGCAAUGUUUAAGAAUGAUCUCUUGGCUGGCUUAACUCUUGCCAGCCUCUGCAUUCCUCAGAGUAUUGGAUAUGCUAAUCUAGCUAAAAUGGAUCCUCAGUAUGGCCUGUACACAAGUGUUAUUCCACCAUUGAUAUAUGCUGUGAUGGGAAGUUCAAGAGAAAUUGCCAUCGGUCCCGUGGCUGUGGUUUCGCUGCUGCUCUCUGCAAUGAUAUCGAAAGUAAUAGACCCGUCGGUUGAUCCGGUAACGUACCGACGAACUGUUUUCACUGUCACCUUCUUCACCGGCGCCUUCCAGACGCUGUUUGGAGUAUUCAGGUUGGGAUUUCUAGUGGAUUUUCUGUCACAUGCUGCCAUAGUUGGGUUCAUGGGAGGUGCAGCCAUUGUGAUUGGCCUGCAACAGCUGAAGGGAUUGCUUGGACUUAGCCAUUUUACCUCCAAAACUGAUGUGGUCUCUGUGUUUGGUGCUGUAAUUAAAGCACUUCAUCAGCAAUGGUAUCCAUUAAAUGCUGUCCUCGGCUGUUCAUUCCUCAUCUUCAUCCUAAUUACUCGAUUUAUCGGGCAAAGGAACAGGAAAUUGUUCUGGCUGCCAGCGAUGGCUCCUCUUUUCUCAGUCAUAUUAUCGACACUAAUAGUGUACUUGAGCAAAGCUGAUGAGCACGGCAUCAAAAUCGUGAAACACUUCAAAGGAGGGCUGAACCCGACUUCUGUUCAUCAGUUGAACUUCGGAGGUCCGCAUGUUGGGGAAGCAGCCAAAAUUGGAUUGAUUUGUGCUCUAAUAGCCCUCACUGAAGCGAUUGCUGUUGGAAGAUCGUUUGCGUCGAUAAAAGGGUACCACCUGGACGGGAACAAAGAAAUGGUUGCAAUGGGGUUUAUGAACGUUAUUGGCUCUUUGACUUCCUGCUACACAGCCACUGGUUCGUUCUCAAGAACAGCCGUGAACUACAGCGCGGGGUGCGAGACAGUAGUGUCGAACAUUGUCAUGUCAAUAACAGUACUGAUAUGCCUGUUGUUUUUCACCAAGCUUCUGUAUUACACUCCGCUCGCCAUUCUUGCAUCCAUCAUCCUGUCUGCCCUGCCGGGACUCAUAGACCUACACGCUGCCUAUAAUAUCUGGAAGGUGGACAAGCUGGACUUCAUGGUUUGCCUGGGUGCAUUCUUGGGGGUUCUGUUUGGUUCCGUCGAAAUCGGCCUCCUUGUCGCGGUGAUCGUCUCAUUUGGUAAGAUCAUGGUGAGUUCGAUCAAACCUAGUACAGAAGUAGUCGGCAGACUUCCUGGCACAGACUUAUUCUGUAACAUAGUGCAGUAUCCUGUGGCCAACAAAAUCUCAGGCAUCUUAAUAACCCGUAUUAAUUCCGGCACGCUUUGCUUUGCCAAUGCCAGUUUCAUCCGAGAAAGGAUUCUGAGAUCGGUAACAGAUGAGAACAACACAGACGAAAGUAGUAAGGGCCGACUUCACGUCUUGGUCCUCGACAUGACUAAUGUGAUGAAUAUCGACACUUCAGGUAUUCAUGCCAUGGAAGAACUGUACAAGCAGCUGAUUGCACAAGGAAUAGAAUUGGCAGUGGUGAAUCCAAGGUGGCAAGUGAUCACAAAAAUGAAGGCAGCAAAAUUUGUGGAAAAAAUUGGAGCAAACUGGAUUUUCCUCACUAUAGGCGACGCCGUUGAUGUGGCACUUCGCCUCAAAAUCAAUGGUCUCAAUAAUUGUUAACAGGCUCUAAUGAACAUCUGCCUCUCAUCAUGAUGGGAUAAAUAAAAAUCCUGCCCACAUUUAGGUCCAGCAUUUAAAUUUAUGUGUAAUAUAAGGUUAAUUAAUGUUGGCAUAAGAAUGUGGAAUGGAUAAAAACAUACAUACCCUCAUGAAUAUCAAUGGUAAUUACUUUGGCAGACUUGA
This is a messenger RNA of Sesamum indicum (sesame), 2198 nucleotides long. Its product is annotated as low affinity sulfate transporter 3. Lineage: Eukaryota; Viridiplantae; Streptophyta; Magnoliopsida; Lamiales; Pedaliaceae. Gene Ontology annotation, biological process: sulfate transmembrane transport. Gene Ontology annotation, molecular function: secondary active sulfate transmembrane transporter activity. The record is from RefSeq and is a predicted model, not a curated record. Gene Ontology annotation, cellular component: membrane.